Monoraphidium neglectum is the source of this 753-nucleotide messenger RNA. RefSeq lists its product as hypothetical. Gene Ontology annotation, cellular component: plasma membrane. The transcript is spliced from 6 exons. The coding region runs from base 1 to 753 and encodes 250 amino acids. Lineage: Eukaryota; Viridiplantae; Chlorophyta; Chlorophyceae; Sphaeropleales; Selenastraceae. The record is from RefSeq and is a predicted model, not a curated record.
AUGCUGGGAUGGUUGGGGGGAUCCAUCGCGCUGGUGGUGUUUUGCGGCGUCACCCUGUGGUGCAGCUUCAUGCUGAGUGACAUGUACGAGGUGGACGGCCGCAAGCACGGGACCUAUGGCGACGCCGUGAUCAGUGUGUUGGGACGUGGCAGUGCUGUGGCUGUUACUGUAUGCCAACUGUCCAACCUGGUGCUGUCCUCCAUUGGUUACAGCGUCGCUGCGGGGGAGAGCAUGAAGAUGGUGGUGCACAGCCACUGUGACGUCCGCGAUACUGGCUGCGGCAGCACCGUGUGGCAAAUGUCCAUCGUGUUCGGCAUCACGCAGCUGUUCUUCAGUCAGAUGCCUACGCUGGAGUCGGCCUGGUGGUCGUCCAUGGUGGGAGCGGCCAUGUCUGUCCUUUACAGCACAGCUGCACUCGGCAUGGGCGCGGCGAGUGUGGGGCGCAAACUGGAGCCGCGUGUCAAGGCAUUUGGUGUGUUCAACGCCCUUGGGGCUAUCGCCUUUGCCUACUCUUUCUCAGCUGUGCUGUUGGAGGUCCAGGACACCAUCCACGAGCCCCCCAAGUCCAAGCUUACCAUGCGCAGGGCUGUGGGGGCGUCCAUGGCGGUGACCUUUGUGUUUUACGUGGGCGUCGGCUUUGUGGGUUACGCCGCGUUGGGGGACGCCACGCCCGGCAACAUUCUCACCGGCUUCAACUCCCCAAAGGCCCUCGUCACUGCUGCUAAUGCAAUGGUGCUGGUUCACAUGAAAUAA